This is a messenger RNA of Hibiscus syriacus, 2115 nucleotides long. RefSeq names its product probable galacturonosyltransferase 6. The record is from RefSeq and is a predicted model, not a curated record. Lineage: Eukaryota; Viridiplantae; Streptophyta; Magnoliopsida; Malvales; Malvaceae. The transcript is spliced from 9 exons. The coding region runs from base 10 to 1872 and encodes 620 amino acids. Gene Ontology annotation, molecular function: polygalacturonate 4-alpha-galacturonosyltransferase activity.
AGAGAGGAAAUGGAAAAUCAAGUGAAGAAUCUUUUUAAAUUAUUUUUUUCUCAUUUUUAUCGAUUGAUGAAGAAGAAGCGUUGGCGGCAGAGGAUUUUGAUCCUCUGUUUGCUAUCUUUCUCUUUAUUUGCUCCAAUGGUGUUGCUUUCUCAGAAACUAAAACCCCUCAAUUCCAUAGGACAAGACGAAUUUAAUGAGGAUUUCGCGAGUGUGAAGUAUAAGACAGAUUAUUUAAGACUGAAUGCAAUUGAACAGAAAGCUUCAGAGGAAUUAAAAGGGCGAAAAAUUAUUGUCUUGAACGAGAAGGAUCAUAGUAGUUCUGUAGCUAGUCACAGUUCUGAUGAGAAUCGUGAUUCAAAUCAAUAUAGGGAUGCUCAACAUGCCUCCAAGUCGUCAAAAGCUAAUGAUUCAGAAAUUAAAGGUAAAGGCGAAGAUAGGCUUCGAAUUCAGCAAAAGGAAGUGCCGAGAAGAUCGAGGAAACAGGAGCAAUUCAAUCGAGAAGCAGGUACACAUAAUCAACACUUGAGGACCCAAUCACGUAGUGUAACGAAUAAGAGGCUGAAGCAGAUGAAUGAGCAGCUCAUUAGAGCAAAAGCAUAUUUAAGUCUUGGACGACCAGGUAGUUACCCUGAAUUGGAGAGAGAGUUGAGAAGGAAAAUCAAACAGGUGGAACGGGCAGUUCGUAAAGCCAGCAAUGAUUCAGACUUGCCAAGGAGUUCAUCGCGCAUGAUAAGAUCUAUGGAGGUUUGGUUGGCUAAAAUGAAUCACACAUUUGCUGACUGCUUCGGAGCGGACAAAACACUUUGUGCUACGGUUAAUGAUACUGAGGAGCAGGUUCAAGCAGAGAAGAAUCAAGGGUCAUAUCUUGUUCAGCUUGCAGGAAGGACCACCCCUAAAGGCCUUCACUGCCUCUCCAUGCGGUUGACAGCCGAAUAUUUUUUACUUCAACCUGAGGAAAGACAGUUUCCUAACCAGCACAAGUUGCAUGAUCUAGACCUUUAUCACUAUGCAGUAUUCUCUGACGAAAUUCUGGCUUGUGCAGUUGUUGUCAACUCCACAACUGCCUCUGCAAAGGAGCCAGAGAAAAUCGUUUUUCACAUAUUGACUGAUUCUCUCAACCUCCCAGCAAUUUCGAUGUGGUUUUUAUUAAAUCCUCCUGGUGGAGCCACGAUUCACGUUCAGAGCAUAGAAAAUUUUAAUUGGUUGUCAACAGAAUAUUAUUCAACAUUGAAGGAAUACAAGUCUGACGAUCCUAGAUAUACUUCCACCCUUAGUCAUCUGCGGUUCUAUCUAGCAGAUAUAUUUCCAUCAGUGGAUAAGAUUGUGCUCUUCGAUCAUGAUGUGGUAGUGCAAAGGGAUUUAACUGCACUUUGGACUGUUGACAUGAAGAGAAAAGUACAUGCAGCGGUAGAGACUUGUCGGGAAAGUAAAGCUUCAUUUCAUUCCAUGAAUUUGUUUAUGAACAUUUCAGACCAAUCUUUGGCGAAGAGGUUUAACUCCAGUGUUUGCACGUGGGCAUUUGGCAUGAAUUUGUUUGAUCUCAAAGAAUGGAGAAGACAAAAUUUAACCAUGCUCUACCAUAAUUACUUGCAACUGGGUCUUAAUUGGCCAUUAUCGGAGGCAGGGAGACUGCCCUUAGGUUGGAUUACCUUCUACAACCAAACUGUGGCUUUAGAUAAGAGAUGGCAUUCCCUCGGGCUAGGUUAUAACCCAGGACUUAGGCGAGACAAUAUCAAGAAUGCUGCAGUUAUACACUAUGAUGGAAUCAGGAAACCCUGGCUGGAAAUAGGAAUUGCUGAAUAUAAAGGCUAUUGGAGCAAACAUUUGCAGUAUGAACAUCCUUACUUGCAACAGUGCAAUAUCCAUGAGUAAUUGAAGAUCACAGCACACAAGUGGAAUUCUUUGAUUCGUUGCCUCUCUCAAAAACUGCUCCCAUUGAUCCCAUUCUUUAACAAUCUUUCAUGUAAAUUACAACUAAUUUUCCUCCCAUUAUGUUCCCGGCCAUAAUCUGUUAAGGGCUUGAUCAAAUUAUGGCAAUCAUCAUGCAGGGAGGCUCCAUCUGCAGGUAUACCUUGUACAUUCCACUACGUUUUUUUUUUUGGCAUAAUGUCAAAU